This is a messenger RNA of Papaver somniferum (opium poppy), 384 nucleotides long. RefSeq lists its product as uncharacterized. The coding region runs from base 1 to 384 and encodes 127 amino acids. The transcript has a single exon. The record is from RefSeq and is a predicted model, not a curated record. Lineage: Eukaryota; Viridiplantae; Streptophyta; Magnoliopsida; Ranunculales; Papaveraceae.
AUGCUGCUUUUUGGAGGUGGGUCGUUGCAUAGGAGGCAGGCUAUUGCUAAUUUCUUAGGCAUGGGUGUUACUUUCUUUCCGGAUAGAUAUUUGGGAGUUAAGGUGAUGCCUGGUAGGGUGAAAUAUAGUCAUAUUAGUAAUGUGGUGGAUAAGUUGAAGGAUCAUCUCUCGGUGUAUAAAGGUAAAAUGCUUUCCUUUAAGGAUCGUGUAGUGCUUAUUAAAUCUGUCCUUGCAAGCUAUGCCAUUCAUAACAUGGUUGUCUAUAGGUGGCCUGUUAAAUUUGUUAAGCAAAGUGAACGUGUUAUUCGUAAUUUUCUUUGGUCGGGAGAUUCAGACUUGGCUAAAGCUUUUGUGGUGGAUAUGACAAGAUUUGUAGUCCGGUGA